GCCGCAUCCGGACUGCCCCGAGGGGGGGUGCGGGGGUGUAAGGAACGGCAGUCCCCCCCCGGGUAAACCGCAGGGCUCUGCGGUGCGGGGAACCCCGACCCCUCCCUGCCCCCCGACGUGACACUUAGGCGGGGCGGACCCGACCCGAAAGCCCAGUUAAGGCGGGUUUCCCCCCGGUCGACCCGGUCCCGCAACGCGGGCAGGCUCUUGCCCGGCGUCACCGCAGCAGCUCCGCACCCGGCGACUCCCCGUGAUACGGAGCGCUGCGCCUUUAAAAACAAAAUGGCCGCCGCCUCCCGUGAUCCCCCCCAAUCGCCUGUCUGGCCGCCGCGCCGCCACUUCCGGGGGCGGGGCGCGGAGGCCGGAAGUGUAUCGCGCUCGCAAGAUGGCGACUCCCUAUGUGACUGAUGAGACCGGGAAGUACAUCGCCUCUACGCAGCGCCCUGACGGCACCUGGAGGAAGCAGCGGCGCGUGAAGGAGGGCUACGUGCCGCAGGAGGAGGUGCCGGUGUACGAGAACAAGUACGUGAAGUUCUUCAAAAGCAAGCCCGAGCUGCCCCCGGGGCUGAGCCUGGAGCCGAACGCCCAGCCCGGCAAGCAGCCCAGCAAAGCGGAGGGCGGGGAGACGGGACUGUCCAAAACAGCGAAAAGGAACUUGAAACGCAAGGAGAAGAGGAAGCAGCAGCAGGAGAAGGGCGAGCGGGAAACAGACGAACUGAUCCAGUCUCUGGAGAAGGUCUCCUUGUCGGGGGGCAGCGGAGGGGACACGCGAGCGGCCGCACCGCAGCCGGCCUGCGGCGCCCAGGGCUCCGCUGACGGGGAAGCCGCGGCCUCGGAGAAAAGCAAGAAGAUCAAGAACCUGAGGAAGAAGCUGCGGCAGGUGGAGGAGCUGCAGCAGCGGCUCGACUCCGGGGAGAUAAAGCAGCCGACCAAGGAGCAGCUGGAGAAGCUGGGCCGGAGGAAAGCCCUGGAGGAGGAGCUGCAGGAGCUGGAGCUGGACUUGUGAGGGGCGGGCGUGUGGCUGUCGUGGGGCGCGUGGGGCUGGCGUCCCCAGCGCAGGCUGUCUGGACUGAGCCCCAGCCCUUCUUUCCCGGGGUUUUGUUUUUUGGGUGGGUGCCGUCGUUUUUUUUCUUUUUCCACAACAGUUUUUGUUGUUUUGGUUUUUUUUCUUCCCAGCUCUCGGUGUUAGAAACUCGGCAACUCUCAGAUACCUCUC
This is a messenger RNA of Numida meleagris (helmeted guineafowl), 1216 nucleotides long. It is a transcript of the gene PYM1, whose product is annotated as PYM homolog 1, exon junction complex associated factor. The record is from RefSeq and is a predicted model, not a curated record. The transcript has 3 exons. Gene Ontology annotation, cellular component: cytoplasm; exon-exon junction complex. NCBI's taxonomy places the organism in Eukaryota, Metazoa, Chordata, Aves, Galliformes, Numididae. Gene Ontology annotation, molecular function: RNA binding. Bases 386 to 1006 code for a protein of 206 amino acids. Gene Ontology annotation, biological process: exon-exon junction complex disassembly.